Clupea harengus (Atlantic herring) is the source of this 4153-nucleotide messenger RNA. It is a transcript of the gene wdr48a, whose product is annotated as WD repeat domain 48a. Lineage: Eukaryota; Metazoa; Chordata; Actinopteri; Clupeiformes; Clupeidae. The record is from RefSeq and is a predicted model, not a curated record. Gene Ontology annotation, molecular function: ubiquitin binding. Gene Ontology annotation, biological process: double-strand break repair via homologous recombination.
UGCAAAAAAUAAAACUAGGUUUACAAUGAUGUCAAUCAGGCUCAUUAAGUAGUCCGGUCAUGACUUGACAUGUAGCCUAAAGAUAUUUUGACCACCUCUUCCCCAACUGUGCCAUUACAGAGUAAUUUAAACUUUUGUUAAACUUUUUAAAAUGAAUGAUUGUUAUUGUGUUGUGGAUGUCUCUAGUAAGGUCUUGGAUUGUUCUCAACAUUGGUAAAAAAAAAAAAAAAAUUAUAAUAAAAAAAAACCUGACAAUCUGUGCCCGGAAGUGUCUACUUUUCUCUUCUUUGGCUCCUUGGAAGUGACGUCAUCCUGUCAACAUGUAAGAUGGCGACGCAUCACAGGCAAAAUGCUGCGGGGCGGAGGAAAGUCCAGGUGUCAUACGUCAUCCGUGAUGAGGUGGAGAAGUAUAAUCGCAAUGGAGUUAAUGCCCUGCAGCUGGACCCGGCCUUGAACCGGCUCUUCACUGCGGGCCGAGACUCCAUCAUCCGAAUAUGGAGCGUCAACCAGCACAAGCAGGACCCUUACAUAGCCUCGAUGGAGCACCAUACAGACUGGGUCAAUGACAUCGUCCUGUGCUGCAAUGGGAAGACAUUGAUCUCGGCUUCCUCGGAUACCACAGUGAAGGUCUGGAAUGCGCACAAAGGCUUCUGUAUGUCCACGUUGCGAACGCACAAGGACUAUGUCAAAGCCUUAGCAUAUGCUAAAGAUAAAGAACUGGUAGCAUCUGCAGGCCUUGACAGACAGAUCUUCCUGUGGGACGUGAACACAUUAACAGCUCUUACUGCCUCAAAUAACACAGUCACCACGUCGUCACUUAGCGGAAACAAGGACUCCAUCUAUAGCCUGGCCAUGAAUCAGAUGGGCACCGUCAUUGUGUCAGGUUCCACUGAAAAGGUGUUAAGAGUUUGGGAUCCUCGAACCUGCGCCAAGCUCAUGAAGUUGAAAGGCCAUACGGACAACGUCAAGUCCUUGCUCCUAAACAGGGAUGGCACACAGUGUCUGUCGGGCAGCUCCGACGGGACCAUCCGCCUCUGGUCUCUGGGCCAGCAGCGAUGCAUCGCCACGUACCGCGUGCACGACGAGGGCGUGUGGGCGCUGCAGGUCAACGAGGCCUUCACACACGUCUACUCCGGAGGCCGCGACCGCAAGAUCUACUGCACUGACCUGCGCAACCCGGACAUCCGUGUGCUCAUCUGUGAGGAGAAGGCCCCGGUUCUCAAGAUGGAGCUCGACCGAACUGCAGACCCUCCCUCAGCCAUUUGGGUCUCCACCACCAAGUCUGCAGUUAAUAAAUGGUCUCUAAAGGGCAUGCAUAAUUUCCGAGCAUCUGGUGACUACGACAACGACUGCACCACUCCCCUGACGCCACUUUGCACACAACCAGAGCAGGUCAUCAAAGGGGGAGCCAGUAUAAUCCAGUGCCACAUCCUAAAUGACAAAAGACACAUCCUUACCAAAGACACAAACAGCAACCUAGCAUAUUGGGAUGUGCUGAAGGCAUGUAAGGUUGAAGACCUGGGGAAGAUGGAAUUUGAAGAGGAGAUCAAGAAACGAUUCAAAAUGGUCUAUGUGCCAAACUGGUUCUCUGUGGAUUUGAAAACUGGGAUGCUGACGAUCACUCUGGAUGAGAGUGACUGCUUUGCCGCAUGGGUGUCUGCCAAGGACGCAGGGUUCACCAGUCCUGAUGGAUCAGACCCGAAGUUGAAUCUCGGAGGACUCUUACUGCAAGCCCUGCUGGAAUACUGGCCACGGACGCACAUCAAUCCCAUGGACGAGGAGACCGAGCUCAACCACGUGAACGGGGAGCAUGAGAGCCGAAUACAGAAAGGGAACGGGUACUUCCAGGUGCCUCCACACACCCCUGUGAUCUUCGGGGAGGCGGGAGGGAGAACUUUGUUCAGGUUGCUCUGUCGAGAUUCAGGGGGUGAAACUGAGUCCAUGCUGCUCAACGAGACCGUCCCACAGUGGGUCAUUGACAUCACAGUGGAUAAAAAUAUGCCGAAAUUCAACAAAAUCCCAUUCUACCUCCAGCCACACUCUUCCUCUGGAGCCAAAACGCUGAAGAAGGACCGCCUGUCAGCCAGCGACAUGCUGCAGGUACGCAAGGUGAUGGAGCACGUCUACGAGAAGAUCAUCAACCUGGACAACGAGUCCCAGGCGGGCGGCACGACCAAUGACAAGCCCAAUGAGCAGAAGGAGGACGAGGACAUGGCCGUGCUGGCGGAGGAGAAGAUCGAGCUGCUGUGUCAGGACCAGGUCCUGGACCCCAACAUGGACCUGCGCACGGUGAAGCACUUCAUCUGGAAGAGCGGGGGCGACCUAACGCUUCACUACCGGCAGAAGUCCACGUGAGGGCGGGAAUGGGACUGCUGCACUCCAAAACGAACGCCUGUUCCUCUCCCCCCCCCCCCCCCCCCAACCCUCUCCACACACAGGGUGCCAACAUGGACCACCGCACUCAGCUCAUCCACCCCACCGUCUUCCAUCAGUAACACUUUCGGGAGGCAUACCCACCCGAUAUGCCCCCCCACCCCCCUGACACCCACACAUACUUGCUUCAUGUCUCCGUCUCAAACCACCUGGACACCAAAGCUGUGGUCACCUCUGCACCAGCGGAAGUGGAGUGUCAUUUUGAUUCUGCCAUGUUAAGACAGAAGUGGGUAGGCGGCUUGAAGGAGGAGGAAACGGUUUGGCAGAUCACGCUUUGUACAGUGAAAACAGACUUGUCAUCAGUGGAGUUUGUCACUUUAUUUAAUAUGACUCCUUUUUUUUUUUAUUGAUGUAAUUCAGAUUUCUGUUGGCAUCUGAAUCAACACCUUUUGGCCCAACUGACGGUUCAUGUUGCAACAUCUUAGACCAAGGUGUUUACGAAUCUGUCCCACAUUCCAGGGAUUUUUUUUUGUUCCACAUUCACCGCCAUCACCAUCAUCACCAUCACCACCACCUCAACCUCACCCCCAGCUUCCUUCAUUACUGUCCAUUGGGGUCACACGGACACACAAGGAGGACAUCAGAGGGAGGAUCACAAUCUUGACCUGCAUGACGGGCGACGUCAUGAUACAAUCAGCUCAUUUCUAGAAUGUAAUGCGAGUGCUGCUUUUCAAAAACAGGAAGCCGAUCCUGGGCAAUGUGUUGUUCUUUAGGCAGAGGGGUCUGGGACAACUUUACAUAUGGACUCAAAAUCUCAUAUUGCAUUUCUGUCUUUUGUUGCUCCUCUGAAAUCAGAUGCCACCAUUUUGUAAAUAUAUUGUAAUUAUUUUGUAGGCAACCUGACUUGAGUUGUUGACCCUGAUGAUCAGGAUAUUUUAUUCUCGUUAUUUUCUUUUUAAAGCAAACGUAUGUUUUCUUCAAAAGGGUGCUUUUUUUCACAUGUAAAUGAAAUGAGAUGAGAUUUGUGACGGUGAGUUCCAAGGAUUUAGAUUUCUGGUAAAGGAGGGUAAAAGGCACUCACUCGGUGCGUGUGGUUUUACUUGUGAUUGUCAGCUGCUAACCGUCUGCCUACCUUAACAGGAGAGGGAUCAGAAAGGAAAUCUGCAGAGAAAACGCACUGGUCACAUUGUAUGUGGUUUGCAUUGACACGGACCCAUCUGUGAACUACUGUGGAUUGACAUUAGGGAAUGUAAGCAACACGUGGUUCAGUUAGGGUCAUACGCAGUGCUUCAUGACUGAUGGUCCACUCGUGCAUAGUUCAUGCUGUAUUCCGCUCUGCAUGCAAUAUCAGUGAUGUAUGGAGUCACUCCUGAUGGGACAGUGUGACCAAAUACUGUUGAGGAACGGAAACACUUGACAGAUCAUACAAAGAUAGGGAUAGGACUGGACGGUGGAAAUACUCAGUUCAUUUUUUUUUAUUUAUGCAAAACAUUAUACUGUGCCCAGCUCAAAAUGCAAACAGACCACAACGUGAUCUGCACAGUCCUAUAAAAUUUAUAAUAAUAAAGAAUAUAUUUGGUGUUAGUAAAAUGAUGGAACAGGCACAACCUAACUAGUUGUUGAAUGAAAUGCUCAACACGAAACAAAAUGCUCUAGGGAAUAUCCAACGCCUCCACAUCCUCUACCCUGUAUCCCUGCUCCUUGUGUUGAUUGUAAUUAAAUGUAGUAUAUUUUGGGUAAAUAACUGCUUAAUAAAUUAACCAACAUCAAGAAAAAAAAA